AAAAUGAAAAAGUUUAAGAUGCCCACUGUUCAAGAAUUUCUGGCUCUAAAGACUAUAUACGGGCCUAAAAAAGAACCAGUUUGGGUUUACUUAGAACGGGAAAUGAGAGAAAAUGUCCACAUUAAGCCGUACAACGAGCUAGUUGGUGCGUGGUUGAAGUUUUUAAGAGACUUUAAGAAGUUUCAGCAGAAAGAAGCCCAGAGAAAACUCAAACGAUUGCAAAGAGAAGCAGGACCCGGGUGGUUUUUUGAAUUGUCGCGGUUGCAAAAGAACGUUUUGAAUGACUUAAAAUCAAAUAUCCACCAAGAUUUGAUAGAAGAUAUUCCGACACGCACAAGGAAAUCCUUAUCGGAUCUUGGAGUCACAUUAAAAAUACCAAAAUCCAUGUUGAUGAAGGCUAUGACGGAAUCUAUAGAAGAUCCGGGCAUUUUUAUAUGGAACCUGUAUACCGCUUAUUAUAAAAUGCCACCAAGUAAAUUACGAGGGGAAUAUGAUAUAAAUUCAAUGAUACUGAUGUCCAGUUUAGUUUUUAUCGAUUUAGCGGAGUGCAUCGAGAGGUUGGAAAAAUUAACGGAAUCAAAAGUUGUAGAGAAGAAAGUGAAACCUAAAAAGCCUCCUAGGAACUUUAAACCGAAUGUGAGAUAUGGUGAUUACUUACAAAAGAAUUACGUUCCGCCGUAUAAAAAUCAUGAUGUUGAGAAUAAACAGACCAAACCUCCACCCCUCGGAAAUAAAGUUAAAUUGAGAAGCCAAUCAAGUUACGAGAAGCUUUGUGAAGAUCACAAAUUUCUAGAGAAAAGAAAGGAAAGGAACAAGAAAGAAAGACCAGAAUAUCGAAUGUGUACAUAUAAAUUUUGGGAGCCCCCGUGUACUUUACGUAACAGUGAUCCAAGAUUACUAUCAUAUUUGAAGAAAUUAAAAAUGUUAAAGAUAAAAGCGAAACCGAAGUUCCAUUCGCCGUACGACAAUGUUCAGUACAAUGUUGGCGGGGUCGUGUUUUCCGGAGGGAGGCCUCAUUACGUCUUAAAUAACAUAUCAUUGUUGCCGACCGGCUACGUGCCUAUCAAUGGUGGGGCUGUCGCUUUUGGCAACGAUAUGCUUCUACACAUUCAUGGUUACUGGAAAUUUCCUAAAGACGUCAAAGAGGCUUGCGAAGAUAAUUGCGAUUGUAUGGACAAAUGGGACACUGUAUUGGAGUAUCUGUACAAGUCAAAGUGCAAAUGCGGACAUCUGUACGAUUAUCACAAUGAAAAUACACUGGCAGAAAAAUAUUUUUAUCAGCCAACGAAGCACGGUCCGUUCUGGAUGGACUACGCUAAAAUAUAUCAGAUGGACCCCACGGAGGAUUUUAUAAAGGAUACAUUUCAACGAGCAAUUAUGUCUUCGCAAACUUCGGGUGAACCCAAAGAGCCCACUAUAUUACCAUCUGGAUUAUCAGAAAAAGAAUUACUAGCGGCGUUUUUAGCUGAAUUAUCAGAUACACCUCUUAUUAUCCCCCACUUACCACAAGCCAACUUAUUAAACAAUCUACAAGAGUGGGUCCGAAAACGAGUUAAGGGAAAAAUGUCUCCUGCUCUACAGAAGCGAUUGUUGCUUCAAUCACAACGAAGAUGGCUUGAUCUUAAACAUAUGGAUUUCCGAGCCCGUGCCUACAGAAUUCCAUUUACAUUGGAACAAUUAUAUAACAUGAAUUGGUCUCACCGGCUUUUAAUCCAAAAAUUGUUUAAAAUACUAUUAAAUGAUUUUGUAACAAGAAAUCAAAUAAAACAAAUUGAACAAACCAGACUUUGGUGGUCUACCACAAAAUCUGAUGCUUAUCUGAGCGAGUCAUUUAUAGAUGUAUUCUUUACGUACAUGCCUGGACGUAUGAAGGACAUAUUCCUUAUAAAUCCCUACAGCGUGGAAAAUACCAAAACUCAUGGCGCAAAAACAUGUCCUCUUGUAUUUUAAAUAUUAAUGGUAUCUAUCAGUCGUUAACGUUUAAGUAUCUAGUGUUAAAAGUGUAGUUUACUUAAGUUUGUGAAACGUGAAUUUAAAAACUUGU
Papilio machaon (common yellow swallowtail) is the source of this 2044-nucleotide messenger RNA. RefSeq lists its product as uncharacterized. Lineage: Eukaryota; Metazoa; Arthropoda; Insecta; Lepidoptera; Papilionidae. The transcript is spliced from 15 exons. The coding region runs from base 4 to 1950 and encodes 648 amino acids. The record is from RefSeq and is a predicted model, not a curated record.